Molecule: messenger RNA, 1998 nt
Organism: Pyricularia pennisetigena
Lineage: Eukaryota; Fungi; Ascomycota; Sordariomycetes; Magnaporthales; Pyriculariaceae
Exons: 3
Coding region: 1-1998 (665 amino acids)
Biological process (GO): molybdenum incorporation into molybdenum-molybdopterin complex; Mo-molybdopterin cofactor biosynthetic process
Cellular component (GO): cytosol; cytoplasm
Molecular function (GO): molybdopterin molybdotransferase activity
Source: RefSeq, a predicted model, not a curated record
AUGUCCAAACAACCCCUCAAAGCAGCCAUCUUGGUUGUCUCAACAACGGCAGCUCGAGACCGUUCAACCGACGCAACCACCGCAAUACUACGGGAUGUUUUUGAAAAAGAUGGGGCCGGGCAAUGGAAUGUCGUUCAGACAAGCAUUGUUACCGACUCUAUUUCUGACAUCCAACGGCAAGUGAUGUCAUGGACCGACACGGCCGACGCCGUUAACCUGAUUCUCACCACUGGAGGGACAGGCUUUGCUGUAGAGGAUCAUACACCGGAGGCUGUCAGUGCACUGCUGCACAAGCAAGCUCCUGGGCUUGUCCAUGGCAUGAUCGCAGCGUCACUAGAUGUUACUCCCUUUGCCAUGAUGUCCAGGCCUGUGGCCGGAGUUCGAAAGGGGACUAUCAUCGUGACUCUUCCCGGUUCUCCAAAGGGGGCCAAGGAGAAUCUUCAAGCCGUUAUUAAACUCCUGCCACAUGCUUGCAUACAAGCCUCCGGGGCAAACUCGCGUCAAUUGCACUCGGGAGGAGUGAAAAAGUUGGAGCAGGAGGCUGGAGUUUCGGCCAGUGGAAGCCAACAAGGAAGGUCUUCGCACCACCACCACCAACACCAUCAUGGUCACGGGAACCUAGUUCGGCACACACAGCCAGACUCUAACCCAAUGUCGAAUGACCCCAAUCUGGGACCAACUCGUCGACAUCGCGAAUCACCAUACCCAAUGUUGUCGGUUGACGAAGCCCUGGACGCAAUUCAAAAGCAGACCCCAGCCCCCACUACCGAGAUGCGCAAAGUCAGCAGUGACCUCGUGGGUGCAGUGCUGGCCGAGGACGUAAAGGCAAAGGAGAAUGUACCGGCUUUUAGAGCCAGCAUCGUCGACGGGUAUGCUGUCGUCGUGCCCAAAGAUGGCAACAUGCGUGGCGUUUUCCCCGUGGUCUCGGUAUCACAUGCCUCUCCAGGUGAAGUCCCUCCUCUCAAGGAGGGUGAAAUCACCAGGAUCACAACCGGAGCGCCCCUGCCGCCGGGAGCGACUGCAGUGAUCAUGGUUGAGGACACUGUGCUGAAGACUAAAACGGACGAUGGCAACGAGGAGAAGGAGGUAGAAAUUCUGGCAGAGGGUGUCAAGGAGGGUGAAAAUAUCAGGGAGGUGGGGAGCGACAUAGAAAAGGGCACUAUCGUGCUACGUAAGUACGAACAAGUCUCGGCCGCUGGAGGAGAGAUUGGCUCGCUCGCUGCCGUUGGAGUUGACGAGGUGCAAGUGUUUCGCCGUCCAACCAUUGCGGUUUUGUCGACCGGUGAUGAGAUCGUUCAGCAUGACCGGCCAGGAGAGCUACGGAUGGGCGAGGUUCGAGAUACGAACCGACCAACCCUCAUUGCGGCUGCUAGACAUUGGGGCUACGAGGUUAUCGACAUGGGCAUCGAGACGGACAAGCCGGGCCGCCUCGAGGAGACGUUGAGGAGCGCCCUGAGAAAAGCCGAUGUUGUCAUCACCACGGGUGGUGUAUCCAUGGGUGAGCUCGAUCUGCUCAAGCCGACUAUCGAGCGGUCCCUUGGCGGAACCAUUCAUUUCGGCCGCGUGUCUAUGAAGCCUGGAAAGCCCACCACUUUUGCCACGGUCCCUGUCAAGGACAACUCGGGCGAGCGGGUGCAAAAGGUCAUAUUUUCGCUUCCGGGGAAUCCUGCGUCGGCCCUUGUGACUUUUCAUAUAUUUGUCCUGCCAUCACUUCACCGUUUCUCCGGGUUGCAAACAGCUGGAUUGCCCAAAGUCCCCGUGACAUUGGCGCACGAUUUCCCGCUCGACAAGGCACGGCCAGAGUACCACCGUGCUGUAGUCUCUAUCGGGACAGAUGGCUUGCUCUGGGCGAAUAGUACUGGCGGGCAACGGAGUUCCAAGGUCGGGAGUUUAAAGGGUGCCAACGCGCUCCUGUGCCUCCCGAAAGGGGCUGGCUCGAUGAAGAAGGGGGAGCAAAUAGUUGCUUUGUUGAUGGGCGCCAUUCACGGAAACACUUGA